AUGGAUCGGUGUCCUGGAUUAUAUUGCGGUCGAACUCUUUUAGAAAAUGGAAGUUAUAGCGAAUGUGGUGCUUGUCCCAGAGGAUAUAGAACAAAUACGUCAAUAUGUGUUCCCUGUUCAGAUCAUCCUGAAUUUUACGAUUGGCUUUAUUUAGCAUUUAUGGUUUUGGUUGCAUUAGUUUUACACUGGUUUGCAAUCGACUUUUUAGCAUUAAAACGUAGAUUAGGGCUCACAAAACAAGUUUUGAUAAUUCAUUUCUCGGCAUUAGUAGAAGUCAGUAUAGCUGCAGUAGCAACGAUAUUAGUAGUUGAACCUACUGGCUCUUUUCAAAUAACAUCUUGCAAAACAAGAUAUUUAUCAGAUUGGUACUCAUUAUUUCACAAUCCAUCUCCAAAUUAUGAAGAAACAUUGCAUUGUACGCAAGAAGCCAUUUAUCCAUUGUACACAAUGGUUUUUAUAUUUUAUGCUAUAGCAACUGUGGUUAUGAUAUUAAUCAGGCCAAAAUAUUGUCCACAUGGAAAAAUGUCAGUUUAUGCAGGAUUAUAUUUCUACCCCAUUCUAGCAUUUUUCCAAGCUGUUUUCGGUGGAAUAAUAUAUUAUGCAUUUCCAUAUAUUGUGAUAAUAAUUUCUCUUAUAUCAAGCGCCACACAUUUUGCCCAAAAAAAGGAUCAGGCGAUAAUAAGUUUAAUAGUUGACACAUUGGUUAAUGUUAGAAAUGUAGUUGUUUUAAUUGGACAUUGGUUAUUUCAUGCCUACGGUAUAAUAGCAGUAACAGAAUUGAAAGAAACAAAAUUUCAUUGGGCAAUGUUGGCUCUUGUACCUCUUCCAACUGUUUUUUAUAUUUUAACAUCUCGAUUUACAGAUCCCAGUAAACUGUAG
This is a messenger RNA of Pediculus humanus corporis (human body louse), 879 nucleotides long. RefSeq names its product medulloblastoma antigen MU-MB-50.4, putative. The coding region runs from base 1 to 879 and encodes 292 amino acids. Gene Ontology annotation, cellular component: membrane. The transcript has 4 exons. Gene Ontology annotation, molecular function: ubiquitin protein ligase binding. Lineage: Eukaryota; Metazoa; Arthropoda; Insecta; Psocodea; Pediculidae. The record is from RefSeq and is a predicted model, not a curated record. Gene Ontology annotation, biological process: response to unfolded protein.